CAACAGAUUACAUAGUUCAGAAAUUCGUUCGCUGUAAGCAGGAAAACGGCUUCUACACAGUGUCAGCUUUCGACGUUGCUUUUGAUGCAUCUACGUCACGUUAGUGCAAUACGUACGCGCGCGUUAGACUGCUAAUAUCCGUAGAAUAUUCACCGACGGAAACGAAAACAGGAAAGAUGAAGGUUAUAGUAGCGCUGCUACUAACAACCUUCUUGUGUGAAGUGCUGUCCACGGACAAUAAUGGGUCUCCUAAUGCAACACAAGCAUCAUUUAUUAUCAAAAACGGUCAUGUGGACGUAACCACAGAAGAGCCGACGACAUCAAAAACUACAUCGACGACGGGAUAUACCACUGUAAUUGUAGCAAAUUUACAUUCAAAUAAAACAUCCUCGCCUGUCGAUGAAAGGGUAACAUCAAAAUCGAAAUUGGACGAUGAUUUUCUGCUUUUGAAACCUCUUUUAAACCCUAAGGACAUGCUCUUGCAAGAAAUUCAUACUUUGGACGAAGAAGCUUCUAAUGCUAAGAUGCAGGCUGAAGUAGCGCAAACGCUUAAAGCGGAAGCUAAAAGAAUUAAGACAUCAGAACCGGUGACAGCAAAACUUUCAACCGGGAAACUCGACUUCGUCAGCACGACGGAGGAUAGCACUAUAAAGAAGUUGCUCACAGCCGACGAUGCCCCUUACGUGAGUGAUUUAAGCGAAAACGAAGAAGACGAGAGCGAUGACGAUUACGACGACGAGGAUGAAGACGACGACGAGAACGACGAGGAACCUGAGGACGAUGAACAAGUGAUGACACAGUGUCCUGAUUACUGCAGAUGCGCUGGAGAAUAUGCAGCUGCAACGACUGCAACAUGCACCAAACUUGUGAAUGAGCAAUCCUUUGGCACUGGUAUCGCACGUUUACGUAUAGAAAAUGCCGGACAAAUUACUCUCGGCCCUCACGCAUUUCAAUCACGAGGUCUUCAACAAUUGGAAUUCAUUACGAUCACUGACACAAGAAUCGUCGAGCUGAAUCAAACUGCUUUCGACGACAUUCCGUAUUUGUUCUUCGUUAAUUUAACACGCAAUGACCUUCAAGAAAUUCAUCCGAAUACCUUCCAAAGUAACAAGCAGUUGUCUCUGCUGGCUAUCUCUGGAAACCCACUGAAACAUUCACAAGAUGCUAAAUCAUCGAAACACGGUCUAUUCGAUGCUCCCUCAGUUACUGAAUUUGAUUUCUCGUUCAACGGUCUGACAAAACUGAAACGCACUGCAUUCUCAAAAAUGCCGAGUCUUACUCACAUCAAUUUAAGAGGAAACAAAUUGAAAGAAAUUGAUAGUUUGACUUUCAGCACGUUAGACUCUCUUGUGGAAGUUGAUCUUUCGAAUAAUUUGUUGAGCGACGUUCCUGCCGAUUUGUUUUACAACAGCGGACUUCAAACGCUUAGAAUUGCCGGAAAUAAUUUGUCAGUUUUGAAUACUCUGAAAGCAGAAAAAUUAAGACUAUUAGACGCAUCGAAUAACAAAAUCAAAAUAAUAACAAAAGAUGAUCUUUCCGACGUGCCUCUAUUGGAUCAAUUGAUAAUUAGUUCGAAUGGUUUGAAAAGAAUUCAUCAACACGCUUUCGAUAACCUGAAUCAGCUUACUCAUUUGGAUAUUAGUAACAACAAGUUGACAUCCUGGACAGAACAUCAUUUGAGAAGCAAUUCAAGACUGCAAGUUUUAUUAAUGAGCGACAACCCUGAAUUAGAAACCCUGCCAGUGUUUAAGACUUACGGUCUUGAGUACGAUACUUACAGCGUAUAUCGAUUUGACUGUGCAAACUGUGGCCUCUAUUACCUCGAAGAAACAACCUUCCAUGCUAUGCCGGCAAUAACGCGAUUGAAUUUGUCCAGAAACCGCUUGACCGGUUUACCAGACGGUCUUCUAAGUCGUCUUUCAUCUUUGAGAGUUCUCGAUCUUUCCGAUAACACAAUCAGUUCUUUGGAUAAUAAUAUGUUCCGUGGUGCUGUUAGUUUAACUAAGAUCAGUCUUGCGGGUAAUCCUUUGGUUACAUUACAAGUGACACCGUUCCUGAGUGCUCCUGGCCUUGCCAGACUCGACGUGAGCAGAUGUGCCUUGGAAAGAGUGUGGAGCGAAGCAAGAAUUCCGCUGACUAAUCUUCGAUUCCUGUCAGUUCGCGAAAAUCUUCUGCGUCGAAUCACUGUUGAGGAAUUGAAAGCAACGCCGAGAAUCGUUAGUUUGGAUUUAGCGCGUAAUCCUCUUGAUUGCGAUGACGAGUUUAAUGAGGCUGUACAAUGGCUUACUGAUCAUGGUGUAACACCAGUCGAAACUUCAAGAUAUAUUAGUAACUAUGGUAACGGAGAUAAUUAUCAGGAUUCUGAAGGUAUUAGUCAAUGGACCGAUUUAGCUAAAGUAGUCUGUGAUGGUAUUAGCGACGGCCCGCCAGACAGAGUAUUACCACACAAGGAAAAGAAAGUAAAGAUCAUCCUUGAAGAACUUGAUACGUCAGAAAACACAGAUCCUCUUUUGAGAAACAACUUUGAAAAUGAUGAUGAUGAUCUCCUUAAACUGUCAAUUGAUCAUGGAAUGAGACCAAACGAUGAGGUUAAAAAAGCCUGGACGACUCAAGACCAAGAAUAUGAAGAUUUUAUUCCUGCAGAAAGCAUGGAGUAUCAUCCCUGGUACACUAAUGCUCUUUGGCCCGUGGUUAUCGUAAUCAUUACAACGUUAAUGAUUUUGCUACUGACAGUGCAUAUUGCAAUUUAUUUGGCGAAACGACGUGGUCGUGGUCCCGUUAUUAGACCACCGAUGAUCCUUCGACAAGGUUUGAUCGACAACAAAAACUGCGGUUUAGUUUACAAACCCUUGCAAGAAGAAAUCGCUACACCACAUGUACCGAAAAGAGGAAGCUUUUAUUCCAGUAGUACAUUCCACUACGAUAAGAUCGUACCAGAAAGUGUUUAAAGAUCAUGGAUUCGAUUAAACAAGGGACACUUUAAAUGCGGCCAACAACUUUUGAACCUUAUGGGCCAGUAAACUGGUUUGGAGAAGUGACAUAUCAAAGUAAAAAGAAAAGAAUAAAAAUAACAAAUCAAUAAAAGUUUUUUAUGAAGGAGACUUACCAUUCCAAAUUUUAAAAACCAGCGAGGGUCACAUCUAUAAUGUCUCUUGUAAAUGACAGUCUAUGUAAUUCAGUUUUAUCCAUGUUUUAAGAUAAAUAAUAAAACUGAUAAAAAUAUAGAACGUAUGUGAAAGAAAAACUAAUAGAGUCUGUUUUUUCAUGGAAAAUUUGAUAGGCUUUUUUAUAAGAAUGUGGGCGUAAAAGAUACUUAAAUACAAAUAGUAAGUAUAAUGAUCAAUCAAUUGUUAAAUGUAGUUGUUUAAAAAAUUUAAUGGAUCAUGGCAAAGCACUUUUUUCCGAGUGCUUUGUAUAUUUUUAUAUGUGUAGGCUUAACAAAUUUUUGAUAAUGUUUUGAGGGUAAAUAUGGAAAUUGACAGAUUUUAUACAAAAUUUGUAUGUCAGUAUUCUGCUUUCUUAUUAAAAUAAUAAUAAUCAGUUCUUAUUGAAAAUUAAAAUAAAAUGAUAGUAAUUUAAUUUUAUCUGUACAUUUAAUUAUUAUUGCAUAACUACAAUAUAUUUGCUAUUUAAUACUUAUAGAUAUUAAUGAUAUCUAUUGUUCUAUAUUAAUAAUUGUAGUUGGAAUGUAGUAUUGGAUUAAAAAUGAAAUAUUCAAAAGAAAAUUGAUAAGUAUUAAUAAGAGCGAAAAUUGAAAACAGGGUUUUUAAAGGGCAACUUAUGUAAUCUUAUAUUUUGAAUUAAAAAAAAAGUUUAUUCAGUCACAGUAAUAUAUAGAAACUAUAAGACUCAUAACUAUUAAUUACAGUGACAGUAAUGUCAUGUGCCACGCUCGUUGAAGCCAUGAAAUUCACAUUACUUAUGACUAGGUAUUGUGCAUAGUACUAAGUAAACUAAUCUCUCGUAGUAUGAGUAGUACAUUAUUGUGUACUAUACAUUUAUGCUACAUGCUGUAAAUAAUGUAUACGUUUAAAUAAAUCUUUAAUUAGAAAAAAUAA
This is a messenger RNA of Megachile rotundata (alfalfa leafcutting bee), 4058 nucleotides long. RefSeq names its product leucine-rich repeat domain-containing glycoprotein 150 (gene Gp150). Gene Ontology annotation, molecular function: protein binding. NCBI's taxonomy places the organism in Eukaryota, Metazoa, Arthropoda, Insecta, Hymenoptera, Megachilidae. Gene Ontology annotation, cellular component: plasma membrane. The record is from RefSeq and is a predicted model, not a curated record.